CACGAACUGGACACAGAGCGUAUAGGGGCCUUCCCCUCCUGUUUGCGGAAGACUAUUACAUCGACAGCCGAACACAGACGCCACCACUCGGCCAGAAUGGCCAGUAAGCACUUUGCGCUGGUGACACUGGCGCUGGUGGCACUGCUGAGCGGUGCCGCCAUCGCCAAGAUCAACGUGAACCUCACGGACAAGCUGGUCGAUCUCGUCAAGAAGAAGACCAUGGAGCCGUUCGUGGAGGAGCUUCAGCGCGAGGACAUGGACGUGAACCAGCCGGACUCCAAGGGCCGCCUGCCUCUUAUCGAGGCGGUGCGCACGAAGGAGGUUAAGCUGGUAGAUGCACUGCUGCAGUACGGAGCGCUGGCGAAGUCAAAGGACCCCGCAACCGGCGCCUCGCCGCUGCACGUGGCCUUCCAGCAGAACCUGCCCCAGAUUGCCCGGCUGCUGCUUCAGUACGGCGCGGACAUCAAUGUGGAGGACAAGGCCGGCAAGAAGGCGCGGGAGUUCGCGCCCUCCAAGGAGAUCCGCGACCUCAUCACCGCCUACGACGCCGACGGCGCCCUGGCCUUUGAGGACGCGCCCGGCACCUGGACCAAGCAGAACAAGGACGCCAAGGAGGACUACUGGUUCAACGCAAAGACAGGCGAGAGCCGCUGGAACCUGCCCCCCAGCUGCGCCUGGCAGCGCGUGGACGUGCAGGGCCACCCCAUCAAGUACAUCAACGCCGUCACCGGCCAGGAGGUCACCACCGUGCCGCCGGCUCUGGCCUGGGCCAAGCUGCACACCGAGGGUCAGGACAUCUGGUACAACUGGAAGCUGAACGUGUCGCAGAUUGAGAAGCCUCACGAGGUGCCUGAGGCCAUGCUGGCGGACAUUGAGAAGAACAUCAACGUGCGCUGGCACAACGAGAAGACCGGCGAGUUCGCCUGGAUCGACCCCGCCUACCACACCCCCUGGCGCGAGCUGCAUGACGACGAGCACAAGAAGCCCUACUGGUUCAACGUGGAGACGGGCGAGAGCGUGUGGGACAUGCCCGAGGCGGUGGCCUGGACCAAGGUUAAGGACGACGACUCGGGCCACCACUACUUCUUCAACCGCCUGACCCAGGACAGUACCUGGGAGGCCCCCGAGCACCUGGCCUGGGUGCGCCACGACUCCGACCUGUGAGCGGCCGCCGGCAUGCUCGCAGCCAGGAGUCCAUAGCCUCAUAGCUGGAGGGCGCUGGUGUACAUAGUGGGACCGAGGGAACAGCUGCAAAAGGAGGUUGCUGGGUGCAGCUGCAACGGCAGCCGGGACAAGGGCAGCCUAGCGUGUGCAUGGGCUCUUGACGGCUGACGUGGCAGUGUGUUGUAGGGCAUUGUGCGGCAGCCAUGGGCUGAGUUCCACGGUGUGGUGUUGUCGCUGCGUUGUGCGAAGGGCGCCCGUCGGUGCUCGCGGUGGGGAAGAAGAUCCAAGUACAUGUGCGGUACAGUGCUGGGUGAAGAGGGCGAGAGUGGAGUAUGGGUCGGCGACGGAGGCAAAUCGCCAGACCAGCUUUCAUUCUUUUGUGCAUGCUAGGCAACCUAGUGUAUGGUGUGGAUGUGAGGAUAUGGAUGCGCAUGAUGCACAAGUUGUAGUGACUAGGUCUCAUUUCCUUGUGCAGCCCUGUGUGGGAGGAACCCACGUUCCCAACGACACCUGUUAGAAGCGGACCUGGAGAUGCCUUUUGACCAGCUGUCAUGCUACAAGCCCUGUGUCCUGUGCCCCAAGAAGUCACUCCAAAUGUAGGGAGUUAUAGUUGACAGUUUGGGCCCAGCUGCGUGUGGCCCAGGCGAAGCAACUAUGGAUGACAGGAUGAGCAACUGGGGCUCGUGUUGGGUGUUCAUGCACGAGUGCAGGCUGGUGCAUGCAAGGCCGCAAGGGUGCAGGAGCACACGCAACACGCCGCCCCGCCGGCCCCGGUGGCCCGGUCUGCACCAAAUCAACCCCGAGCGAU
Chlamydomonas reinhardtii is the source of this 1972-nucleotide messenger RNA. RefSeq lists its product as uncharacterized. The record is from RefSeq and is a predicted model, not a curated record. Gene Ontology annotation, molecular function: protein binding. NCBI's taxonomy places the organism in Eukaryota, Viridiplantae, Chlorophyta, Chlorophyceae, Chlamydomonadales, Chlamydomonadaceae. Bases 97 to 1164 code for a protein of 355 amino acids. The transcript is spliced from 9 exons. Gene Ontology annotation, cellular component: nucleus; cytoplasm.